Messenger RNA from Punctularia strigosozonata HHB-11173 SS5, 1278 nucleotides. Its product is annotated as EF Tu GTP binding domain-containing protein. Gene Ontology annotation, molecular function: GTPase activity; GTP binding. The transcript has 6 exons. The coding region runs from base 1 to 1278 and encodes 425 amino acids. The record is from RefSeq and is a predicted model, not a curated record. Lineage: Eukaryota; Fungi; Basidiomycota; Agaricomycetes; Corticiales; Punctulariaceae. Gene Ontology annotation, biological process: translation.
AUGGGCAGAUUGUUGUACGAACUCGGCCGGGUGGACGAGAAGACGCGCCAAGCGAACGAACGCGCGAGCGACAAGAUGGGUAAAGGCAGCUUCAGCUGGGCUUGGGGGCUCGACGGUACGGUGGAAGAGCGCGAAAGAGGAGUGACGAUGGACAUUGCACAGGAGGUGCUGGAGACGCCGCACCGCCGGAUCACCGUACUCGACGCGCCAGGGCAUCGCGACUUCAUCCCGAAUAUGAUCUCCGGUGCGGCCCAGGCGGAUUGCGCGCUGCUCGUCGUCGACGCUGCAGUCGGCGAAUUCGAGGCCGGAUUUGAGCGCGGCGGGCAGACGCGGGAGCACCUACUGCUCGUCCGAAGCUUGGGUGUUAGCCAGGUCGUCGCCGCCGUUAACAAGCUGGACCAGGUUAACUGGGACCAAAGCCGAUACGAUGAGAUUUGCGACCAGCUCAAACCAUUCCUUGCGCAGUCAGGUUUCUCGUCCUCGAAGACCAGUUUCGUCCCGGUUGGCGCCAUGGAAGGCAUCAAUCUAGUAGACAGGGAUCAGGAAUCCGCGGAGCUGCUGCGUACCUGGUACAGUGGUCCGUCAUUGGUUGACCUCCUAGACAAACUGGAACCUCCUGCUCGGAACAUUGCCGCUCCCUUCCGGUUCCCGAUCUCAAACGUGUUCAAAGGGCAAAGUGCCGGGACAGCCGUCUCGGGGCGCGUCUGCGGAGGCGUCGUGCAGGUCGGCGAGCGCCUGCGGGUGCUCCCAGGGGACGAGACCGGUGUCGUAAAAUUGAUUCAAUCGAACGACGAGACGGUGCCCUGGGCGGCGGAUGGGUCGAACGUCACCCUGUUUCUUGUCCAGGUCGACCCCAUCCACCUCGCGAUCGGCAGCGUGCUCUGCCCACCGACAAACCCCGUCCCCGUCGUGUCCGGGUUCACGGCGCGGAUCAUCGUGUUCGACAUCCAGGUACCCAUCACGGCCGGUACAUCGGUGGAGCUCUUCGUGCAUUCCCAAGAUGUGCCGGCGACGAUCCUCAAGCUGGCGUCGCUAAUCGACCGUGCGACGGGCGCGGUCGUGAAGUCGAACCCCCGCGUGCUCACGAAGGGCGCGUCGGCUGAGGUGCAAAUAACGCUCCGCACGGCGUCGAUGUCGGGCCCGACCUCGAGAGCGCGCGCUAUCCCGCUCGAGCCUUUCUCGGUCAACAAGGAGAUGGGCCGGGUUCUGGUCCGGAGAGGCGGGGAAACCAUCGCUGCCGGUACGUGCUCGUGCUAUGCUGGUAGGUGCUUGAUUUGA